CAAUAAAUCAAGUUCGGCAAAAGUUACAAGUUGGGACAAUCUCAUGAAAAAUGGAAUCUGCAGGCCAAGUUGUUUCAGCCUUCAAUGGUAGAGUAAUUAAGGAACCUCGUGGCUUCAUCAAAGUUAUAGAAUGGAUUUUAGCAAUUUUUGCCUUUGCCACUACCACAUCAUUUAGUUCAUCCACAAUAUUCAGAGUUAAUUGUGAACCACCUAAAACAGUCAAAUUUUCAUAUAGUUAUCCUUUUGAUCUCCACGAGAUUACAUUUACAGUACCAGAAUCCUGCGAUAAUGGAACCACGAAGACUCAACAAGUCCAUCUACUAGCAGGAGCCACGGCGCCUGCUCAAUUCUAUGUAUUUGUUGGAGUCAUUGUAUUUUUAUACUGUAUGGCAGCCUUGGUUUUGUAUAUGUUUUUUGAUGAUAUGUAUAGACGUAAUACACGAAUGGUGAUCGGAGAUUUUAUAAUCUCAGUGGUUUUGACAAUAUUAUGGUUAAUUUCUGCGUCUGCCUGGGCCCAGGGUGUGACAGACGUAAAGGAAUAUACAGACCCUGUCGACAGCAAUAUGUUUGGGAAUGACAAAAUCAUCGCUGUUUGUGGCCCGGUUGGCGCAUGUGAAAAUGUACAACUCGGCAACUUUGCUGGCCUCAAUGUAUCGUUGAUUUUUGGCUUCCUGAAUUUUGGUGUAUGGGUAGGAAAUCUAUGGUUUCUGUUUAAGGAAACCCCCUGGUUUAAAGGAUCUUCCGAGCAAGCAGAACCUGAAACCCCUUAUGCACCCUCGUCUAUGCCCCCUAAUUCCAAUAUCUAAGUUAUUUAGAUUUUUUAAGUUCGCUUUUACACUUUAGAUCGAUUUGAAAAGUAAGACGUUGUUGAGUUUGGAACCUGAGAACAUCUUAAAUGUAUAAGUUGCAAAUAAAUUUAAUUUUAGAAUAUGAACGCUAGGGCUGCAAGGAUUCUUGAAGGUUCAAUCCAAUACACUAUAAAAUACACCAGUAUACGAUUUAUUGCGAUAAUAAUCGCGAUUCAUUUAUUAGAGAAGGAAAGAGAAAAAAUAGAAAUUUGUAAAAUGACUAACAAGUUUGUCACUAUUAAACACUUGAGAACAUUAAGAAGGAAGGAAUUGUGAAAAAAUAGAAAUUUUUAAAGUCAGAAAUAAAUUUUUGCAAAUUUUGAUGUGAAAAUCAAAUACAUUAUACAUUCUUAAUAUAAGGAUUCUGUGUUAUUUGUUUUUAAAGUGGGCUAAGAAUUAAUCGUGCCGAUACAUCACGAUUAUUUUUAUCCAACAUCAAUAAGAAGGAAAGAAUAUCGCUUCAUUGAUUCAUCGGUGAAUCGUUGCAGCCCUAAUGAACGUAAUAAUGUUUUGAAAACUGGUGUAAAUUUCAAUAAAGUAGUAAGUAGCAAGAAAUCCAGCUUUAUUGAAAUUAUGGAAAAUCUCUCUCUUUUAUGCAUCAUCUGAAAGCAAGGGUGCAAAUAUAAAUUUUACGUUUUAUUUUUCUGAUAUCUACCGCUAAAAUAUUUUGUUAUGAUGUAUUUUGUUAGUUUUAAGUGGGUGCUUGAAAUUUUGGAAUCUUUGAUGUUUUGGUUAGAAAUGGUAACUUUCAUAAAACCAAAUUUAUAUUGGGCCCAGGUCAACAGUGAUCAUUUGUGAACUCUUAUUAUUGGUGAAUCUGAGAGCAAUUGCACUUGAAAGAAGAACAUGAGUAACUGAAGGCAUCUGGUAGCAAUGGUUUUUCAGCUGUCUGUUUACUCAGGUCAGCUAUCUGUUUGCUUGGGUAAGCUGUCUGUUUACUUGGAUAAGCUGUCUGUUUGCUUUUUACUCAGCAGGUCAGCUGUCUGUUUACUCAGGUCAGAUUUCUGUCUACUCGGGUCAACUGCCUGUCUACUCAGGUCAGCUGUCUGUCUACUCAGGUCAGCUGUCUGUUUACUUGGGUCAGUUGUCUGUUUACUCGAACUCAGAUCAGCUGUCUGGUUGAGUGAGUCUAGCGUUUGAUCUGAUUAUCUCAUUCUU
This is a messenger RNA of Lottia gigantea (owl limpet), 2006 nucleotides long. RefSeq lists its product as hypothetical. NCBI's taxonomy places the organism in Eukaryota, Metazoa, Mollusca, Gastropoda, Lottiidae. The transcript has 6 exons. The record is from RefSeq and is a predicted model, not a curated record. Gene Ontology annotation, cellular component: synaptic vesicle membrane; synaptic vesicle. The coding region runs from base 51 to 806 and encodes 251 amino acids.